Messenger RNA from Nematostella vectensis (starlet sea anemone), 5911 nucleotides. RefSeq lists its product as uncharacterized. The transcript has 7 exons. The coding region runs from base 4583 to 5779 and encodes 398 amino acids. NCBI's taxonomy places the organism in Eukaryota, Metazoa, Cnidaria, Anthozoa, Actiniaria, Edwardsiidae. The record is from RefSeq and is a predicted model, not a curated record.
GGUGGGGUUGCAGGUACAGGCCGGUUGAGGGGUCAAUGUGUUAAAUAAAAAUGUCAAGCUUAAUCAUCGAAUAGAACUAUUGAAACACAUAGUUUGCAGUAAAUGUCUUAGCGUGUGCAUGUGAUAAGCGUAUAUAACGCUUACGUCCACAACUGACCGUAAAACUUUGCGUUUUCCUCGUUAUAGUUUGAUGGAGAACGUUUUAAAUCUAUCAGAGAAGUUUUCCUCCGGCGCCGUCUUCAUCAAAGUCAUUUUUAAAAAGGGAAUUGGAUAUUUACCAAGAACCCAUUUUUGUGUCGAUAGUAACCGUAACCCCACUACAUCAAACAAAUGAGCAACGCGCAAACACGUGUAAAAAACUUGUUUUUUUAAAUCACCUAACCAUCUUUUAGAAACUAAAUAACCUAAAAAUGUUGAUGUUUGAAAAGAACCAAAUGAUGAAGAACGUUAAAUAGAAAGGCGCACGAGGCAUGGCGACAAAAUAACUUUUUAUAUAUUACUGUCGAAUCCGUUGUAUCGCGACCCGCGCUUUCAAAACACGAUUUGUUUUGGUUUUCUGUUCCGUCAGUAAAACCAUUCUAAGCCAAUCAGAAUCCCGCUUUGUGCACUUCCCUGGCUAUCCUCUGGACAAAAACCAAACAGUGUCGUGACAGAAAGCCAGGCCACUGCACCAGGCGAAAGAUGGCAAGAAUCUGAUUGGCCUAGAAUAAUUUGACUGGCUGAACAGAUAAUCCAAAAAGACAAAAACAAAUCGAUGUUUUGAAAAUGCGGCGACGCGAUACAACGCAUUCGAAAGUAAGCUAUCUGUUGUGAAUAAUGUAUCCUCAAAACCAAAAACAAAGAGAGGCACACUCUUUUGCUGCAUCCUGGAGAACUAGGCUGUGGCACAGCUUUAUAGUCAAAUUCGUUGUCGCGCGACCUGUCAGAAUCCAAAACUCGGGAAUAACGCGUAGUAAAUCAAACCAAACAAUCAAAACCAGAAAAACCGCCCUCAAAGCUUGUGUCUGACUAUGCGCUACUCCCAAACGAGACAUGGAUUUUGGAUUCCCCUUAAACGCUUGUGUGAACUGUAGUUCCCAAACACUAACAAAUCUAUAGUGCCAAAAACAAAAUACUUAAUAUAGAAUGUUUCAUUGUAAAACACUUUAAGCAUAAACUAGUAAGUCCUGAAGGUCUUUUUUUUUUACUGCUGUUAUGAUUACUCCUUUUUUAAUUGCCUUCAAUCAUCAAAAAGAGACUUUGACGGGUUUCCGUGGCCACGAGGGAUGAUGUUGACGUUAGUUGAGCGGCUGGGUUGAGAUGAGAUGGGUUAUUUACUCUUUACUUUAAGUCUCAUUCUUUCCAGCUUGGAGCCACGAACAAGGUAAGUUUUGGAUGAGUUUUAAACACCACAGGACGUCAGAACCCCCUUCCGCUUUACCUUCUCACCAAUAGCGUAAAACCAAACGAAAUAAAAAUCCAUUUGAAUUAAUUUAAGCAUUUGCUUAAUUCUUAUAAUAGAUUUUAAGGCCCAACACAAAUUGCUAUUUUGGCACGAUUUUGCGACGUCACAGAUGAUGUGAUUUGUGUAACUACAAAAAACCUGUUUCGCUAUAUCGCUCGAGCAUUAACUGUUAAAUAGUAUCUUGUAAAUUUAUAGCAAAAUUCUCCAAGCUUUUUUUUUCAACAGCAUUUGUUCAUAAUUGGCUUUCAACCCGUGAAUAGUAUUUUUUUUCGUAUAUCGAACUUGUUUAAGAGAAAAUAUGCUUUACCGAAAUCAUUACUUUCGAUAAAUCACGAAUGUACGGUAAAUGGCUUACUUUUUAAUUUGAAACUCGGUACACAGUUGCGUACUUCUUUAUUUGAAAGAAUAAUAACAGCUGCGUCCUGACGGCGCGGCAAAAAAGAACUGUAAACGAUCAUAGUUAGUACUACUAACUUUGAAACAACUGACCCGUCACAAAUUUCUUUCCGUGGUAUAUACUCUUACACCACAAUAUUCGUCACCUCAUGUACAAAAUGUUGUGAACUUACGAGACCGUAUAUACCACGGUAAACUGGAAUUCGACUCUGCCAAAUUUUCGUCGUUAAUAAGACUUCUUCAGGGCAGACUCAAGACUAUGGGAUAUAAACCUAUUUCAAAAAACGUUGUCAUUGCAAACGGCAAAUGGCGAUUGUCAAAAAGUUCUACGACCGAAAGGACCCAUGGAUCCCAAAAUAUUUGUUCCAAAUUCAGAAAAAUAUAAAUAAAACACACGACUGUCCAUUUAAUGUAAUUAAUAUAUGGUUCUGACAUCGCUUGAGUUAAUUAAUCUCCUUUAUUUUUACAAAUAAUUACUACCCAUAGACACCUUUCGGUCGUAGAACUGCCAUUUGGCAAUUGCCAUUCGCUGUUCGCACUGACAACCUUUAUUGAAAUAGGUGUAUAUACCACGGUAUGUACCACGGAAAACUAUGGGAUAUUUGUUUUCGGCUCCUGCCGUGCAGAAUCUAAUUAUUUGGAUUCGGUACAUGAACAAGUUCAACUAACCACCACCGGUCGUGCUGCGCGGCAAAAGGCGCGCUCGUUUGAAAUGGCUUCUGCAAAGCGCGCAGAUAAGCGACGAAAAUUGAAAACUUUAGCUUCUAAACCCGAGGUUUCCGGUACUUUUAGUGUCCACGGAUGCAAAAUACAUUUACUAGAGAAAAGGUUGAGAACCAGCAUUUCGCGAAGUUGGAUAGGUUAUUGAUCUCUUUCGCUUCAAGUGGACCUGCAAGGACUGUGCGAAUGACGAAUUCCGUGUUGUCCUCUGAUUUAGCAUAACUAACCGCGGCGAUCCUGGUUCCUAAAACUUCUUGGCUCCCCAGUUCCUAAUAGUAAAGGGGGGGUAGGGGUAAAUUUUCAAUAUAAAAAAAAAUAGCUAUUUUCUGUAUAGAAUUGGAGAUUACGGCUGGAAAUACGCCAACACUAUGUUAUUACAUCAAUUUUUGCGCUAUUUAGCGGUUUAUGCUGAAUUUCUAUUAGAGUCAUUACUAGUAGCUACUAGUGCAAAACAUUCAAAAGGCGAUUCUAAAAGAAGCAACGACUCAUUACAAUAUAGAGUGAUUUCAAUUAAUCCGUGAAACAGUUAGUGGCAUACUACACGUUAAGAUAUAGUAAUACGAGUAAAUUAUUUUAUUUCUCUAUUGUUUUGUUUUGUAUAUAACGCACUGUUACACACCAACUAAUAGUUAGUGUUUCACAGAUUAAGAUUGAAACCACUCUAGUCUCUACUUCAAUUCAGAUACCUUCUCUCAAAAUUACUCAGUGCUAUUUCCAAAGAUUCAUGCUAUAAGUUCCUAGAUUAACUGCAGAAUGACUUCUAAUGUUAUAUGCGAAUGUUGUGGACGGUGAAGACCACCAAGUGGAAGUCACGCUUAGAUCUAAAAAAUUACGGACAGUUAGGUGUCACCGGGAUAUAAUAAGAAUUAUCCGAAAAAAGAGGAAUUCAUUUUUUUUAACGAAAUUCAUAUAGAUUUGCAUCAUGUUUUAGACCAGUUUCUAAUUGGUUCCUACUCGUGAUCGCAAGUAGUAAUUUCUAAUUAUAUAGAAAAAACGUUUACACCUUUUACACGCACUUUAAUGCACAACACAUAGUAUAAUAAAACUGAGUAAAGAAAUCAGGGUACGAAUUUGGAUUUGUGUGUAGAAAUUGAAAUGAGGUAGGAACAAUUUUAAUUUUUACUGAAGUAGGAACUGAUUACGGGUUGUUGCGUAAAUUAAGUAGGAUCUGAAAACGCGUGUUUCGUAAAUAGAAUUCUUACUAUUAGGAAACGGACAUUCAAAGAAAAACUUUAGAGCUAUUCACUUGUAUAUUACAUAGAAAAUUGCAAGCGUCUAGAAACCAGACAAGAUACUCUACAAGACAUUAGUCUAGAAUCCACGAAAAUUACAAAGAAUAGUUUAAUACAAUAAAUAGUUUUAUAAAUAUAUAUAUAUAUUUAUAAUGCCUUACCAUCGACAAUAGCUGAUUUUACUCGGUAAAUGAGGUAUUUUACCAAUUAAGCAUAUCUUAUGAAGUACCCCCCCCCCUGACCCCGAUUAGGAACUGAGGAAUUUAGGAUCACUGCGGUGCAUAGCUAACAACCAAUCAGAAAGCGAGAUUACGUGCAAUUGUUGUAGUAGAAUAAUAAAACUGGAAUCGUUUGACGAACGCACAAAGAAAAUCUGACUUUUAUGAUAAGUUUAAACGUAUUAGCCGUAUUCAAUGCAAAUGUAUGCAAAUAAAGGGGAAACAAUCGACACGAUUCAGUUGCAUACAUUUGCAUUGAAUACGGCUAAUAGAUAAUACGACAUUUGAGCUAGCCUUACAGAUUCCAUUUGGUCAACAACUUAUAAAUGAUCUUAAUUAUUUUAAAGACCCUUGGGCGUAUUUAAUUGGUAUGCAACUAGACGGCCUUUGUGCUUGCAAUUAUAGCAUAGAAUCAUAGCAACGGGCUGGGAGUGAUGCGCUCAUGGGCUCUUAAGCGAAAACUUUUUUUUGUUUAUUUUGAUGAGACUGACGAAGUUGCGGGCCAACCAAAGCACUGAGCAUUUGUUGCCUACAUAACCUCCAUAAAUUGUCACCGAAGGAUCCAGGUGAAGAUGGUGUGUACUGCUUUCCGGAUUGGUCUUCGAGUGCUGUUUCUAGUAUCUCUGAUAAAAGUUGCUCUACUGCUCUUCUUGUAUAACAAAUACAGUGAAAUGGGAACCAUCAAGGGUGACCAAAUACCAGAUCCAAUAAUCAACGCUAGCCUACUCCCUAUCGAAUCGGUGCUACCUGGUUAUGUAGUGGUACCAGGAGUUGAUUUACCAGGAAUCGGGAAUAUGUUCAUCCACCAGUCCCGUAACAACGUUAGUGACAUCGCAAAUAAAUGUGACGGAUUCGGCACAUCUUGCAAGGGAUUCAUUUACCACAGGCUGCCCAACAAGACAGGAAUCUGGUCAAGGAUGAAGGUUUCAUUUGGUGUUCCGUCAGAGAGCAAAGAAAGGAGCUUGUACAUCAAGCGUAGCUACAUUGACCUCUAUAUCAAUGCUCUUAAAACCGACUUGACAUGCGCGGUACCGCUGACCAACCUGACUGCUGGAAACGGCGGCUGUAAACUCCCAAAACUCCAAAAGUACUAUGAGGAGAUAAUGCACCUUGUAGAGAGGCUGCCACCAAUCACCUGUGACGUCAAUCAUCUGCACACCAAACUUGAGCAUGGCGUCCUGCAAAUGAGAGAAAAUGCGACAAAAGACCCUCAAGUCACUAGCCUCCACGCGCGUCCAAUACGCCGCGGUAAAAACGACGAUACUAUCACGUACGGCCCACCAUGGCACUUUAACCUGACAGCUAAGUCUCUGCAAGUCCAAGAAGACUUCUGGGAAGUCAUAUCCAUUCUAAAGAACAAAGAAAAAAAGAAAAACUUUCAUCUCUCGGUGGUGGAGAAACCCGGGAUUGAACGGCGCAUGCUCAAUAACAACGCACCGCUGAAUAUAAUGAUGAUGACCUUAGACAGCACCUCUGCUGUUCACUUUGAGCGGAUGUUGCCUAAGACUUAUGAUUUUCUCAGUCAAGAAUUCGGGUCGUACGUGUUCAAGGGUUUCUCGGUCGUCGGCGACGGCACGGCGCCAUACAUGAGUGCUGUCUUGACAGGGAGACCCUGGGACGAGAAUACCAAGCAAUGGAGUGAACCAGAUGGUACUGUCGAUAGGUGGCCGUUUGUGUUUAAGAAGUUUGAGAAGAAAGGGUUUGUGACAAUGUUCAGUGAAGACUUUUCACAUCUCGAUCAGCUAGCAUGGCGAUUUUGUUCUGAUUAAUGGGCUUUCAAUUAUUUCGCUAAUGGCUUCAAGGAGCCCCCCUCGGAUCAUUUCGGAAGGCCAUUCUGGCUUGCCACAUCUGGACUAUGUUGUGGAGGACAGCCCCAGGUCAGACUUCAGUUCAACUACCUC